This is a messenger RNA of Camelina sativa (false flax), 1840 nucleotides long. The record is from RefSeq and is a predicted model, not a curated record. Lineage: Eukaryota; Viridiplantae; Streptophyta; Magnoliopsida; Brassicales; Brassicaceae.
UCCUAAAUAGUGACGUAUGUAAACACGUCACAACCCAUUAUAUAAGAUAUCCAAAAAAUCCCACCCAUGAUACAAGCUAUAUAUAGACGAUAUGUACAGUCUGCUAAAACCAUUCAACACGACACCAAAACAUCACUUCAAGAUCUCUAGCUCAUUUCACAUAAUUAGUUUUCUUUAGUUUCUGAGAACAUCUCAUUUUCUUUUCGACCAAAGUCAAACAUGGGUAGUGAUCAUCCUCCUCGUAAGCUCCAUGUUAUGUUCUUCCCUUUCAUGGCUCAUGGCCAUAUGAUACCAACUGUAGACAUGGCUAAGCUUUUCUCUAGCAGAGGAGCCAAAUCCACAAUCCUUACCACACCUCUCAACGCCAAGAUCCUCCAAAAACCAAUCGACGCUUUCAAGAACCUGAAUCCGGGUCUCGAAAUCGACAUCCAGAUCUUCGACUUCCCUUGCGUGCAGCUCGGGUUACCAGAAGGAUGCGAAAACGCUGAUUUCUUCACCUCAGACAACAAUGUUGAUAGACAAGAUAUGACCUUAAAAUUCUUUAUGUCGACAAGGUUUCUCAAAGACCAGCUUGAGAAGCUCCUCCAGACAACGAGGCCGGAUUGUCUUAUCGCCGACAUGUUCUUCCCCUGGGCUACAAAAGCUGCUGAGAAGUUCAAUGUGCCAAGACUUGUGUUCCACGGCACAGGCUACUUCUCUUUAUGCUCUGAUUAUUGCAUCAGAGUGCAUAACCCACAAAACACAGUAGCUUCGAGUUGUGAGCCUUUUGUGAUCCCUGAUCUCCCCGGGAACAUAGUGAUCACUAAAGACCAGAUCGGAGACCGUCAUGGAGAAAGCGAGAUGGGGAAGUUUAUGGCUGAGGUUAGGGCAUCGGAAGUGAAGAGCUCAGGAGUUGUUGUGAAUAGUUUUUACGAGCUUGAACCGGAGUACGCCCAUUUUUACAAAAGUUUUGUACAAAAGAGAUCUUGGCAUAUUGGUCCACUCUCUCUUUACAGCAGAGGAUUUGAGGAGAAGGCUGAGAGAGGAAAGAAAGCGAGCAUUGACGAGGUAGAAUGCCUGAAAUGGCUCGACUCCAAGGAACCAGAUUCAGUCAUUUACAUUUCCUUUGGGAGUGUGGCUUGCUUCAAGAACGAGCAGCUGAUAGAGAUCGCUGCAGGAUUAGAAGCUUGUGGAACAAAUUUCAUCUGGGUUGUUAGGAAAAGCACAGGUGACGAAGAAGAAUGGUUACCAGAAGGGUUCGAAGAGAGGGUGAAAGGUAAAGGUAUGAUAAUAAGAGGUUGGGCUCCACAGGUGCUGAUACUUGACCACCAAGCAACCGGUGGGUUUGUGACUCAUUGCGGCUGGAACUCGCUUCUUGAAGGAGUGGCUGCAGGGCUACCGAUGGUGACAUGGCCAGUUGGAGCAGAGCAAUUCUACAACGAGAAAUUGGUAACGCAAGUGCUCAGAACAGGAGUGAGCGUGGGAGCAAAAAAGCAUGUUAGGAGUACUGGAGAUUUUAUUAGCAGAGAGAAAGUGGAUAAAGCGGUGAGGGAGGUGUUGGCUGGGGAAGAGAAAGUGGAUAAAGCGGUGAGGGAGGUGUUGGCUGGGGAAGAGGCAGAGGAGAGGCGGGGACGGGCAAAGAAGCUGGCGAAGAUGGCUAAAGCUGCCGUGGAAGAAGGAGGGUCUUCUUUCAACGAUCUAAACAGUUUCAUAGAAGAGUUUAGCUCAUAAUCAGCAAAGACAGAUUUGAAUAGCUGCAUUGAAGAGCUCAUCAGUGAGAGAUUGAAGAGUAGUUAGACUCUGCUUGGUCUACUUGUGCUACAAUAACAUACAUAUAUGUAUCAAAUACCAUUUGUCUUCA